Molecule: messenger RNA, 1865 nt
Organism: Antechinus flavipes (yellow-footed antechinus)
Lineage: Eukaryota; Metazoa; Chordata; Mammalia; Dasyuromorphia; Dasyuridae
Product: non-structural maintenance of chromosomes element 3 homolog
Exons: 1
Coding region: 462-1475 (337 amino acids)
Cellular component (GO): nucleus
Source: RefSeq, a predicted model, not a curated record
ACCGAGCUACCCUCAGUUAUGCUUCCACCCUCUUAAAUGUAGGGAAAUGAUUAGAAAACAAAAAUAAUAAGCAGCGGGUAUUCCCGCGAGACAGCGCGAGAAGCCUCGCUUUGGAUUUGGGCCCGGGCGGGGGAGCGAGGAGCGAGGGGACGCGCAUCCAGCCUCUCUCUCGUUUUGUUGGGUUUUCUUUUUUUUUUUUUUUUCGCCGCCGCUCCGCCCCUCUCCGUGCUUGGCCCUAGAGUCUCCUCGAGCCCCCUCCUCACCUCACGCAAAAGCGCCAGGGCGUGCACGUUCCCGGGCCUUGCGUGGGUACGCUGCUAGUCAGGGUCUGCCUGAUAGAGACCGAGCUGCGUUGCUCCGUCUGUCCGAGACUUUCAAGUGGGUGUGUCACCCGCCCCGAGCGAACAGGUAUCGCAGGAGGCUUCCUCAGCCCCCGGGGUUCGUUCCUAGCGGGGAGCGGCAUGUCGCAGAAGAGAGGCCGAGGCCUUCCCCGCGCGAGCGGCGAUGGCGAGUACGACGGCGCCGGCCCCAGCAGCAGCCUAGGUGCUAGCGGCGGCUCCAGCGGCAGCAACGAUGCAAGCGAUGGCCCCAGCACCAGCAGCGGCGGCGGCGGCGGCGGCGGCGGCCUCGGCUUUAGCCAAGCCCACGUCCAGGCCCUGGCCCAGGCUCUGGCCCAGGCGGGCCCCUCGCAAGCCGAUGACGUCAUGGAGGAGGCGGAAUGCGAGGAACCCGGGCCCACGGCCACCCCGCCAAUGCCCUCCACCUCGUCGUCCUCGUCCUCAUCCUCCCAGGUCCAGAAAAAGCCGACCAAGCGCACCGAGGCCCAGAUUCAGCAGAAGGUAAACGAGCUGGUGCAGUUCCUGCUGGUGAAAGACCAGAAGAAACUGCCCAUCCGCCGGGCCGACAUGGUGAAGACCAUCCUGCAAGAUUACAAAGACUUGGCUUCGGUGAUCAUCGAGCGCGCUGGCCAGAUCCUGGAGGAGGUCUUCGGUCUGCAGCUCAAAGAGAUAGAUCAGAAGUACCAUGCCUACAUCCUUAUCAACAAGCUGGAGCGCCUCGAGGGCGACGGCAUGAAGAUGGAUGAAAGUGUGGCCAAGAUGGGCCUGCUCAUGGUCAUCCUCAGCCUCAUCUUCAUGAAGGGCAACUCGGCCAGGGAGUCUCUGGUCUGGGAUGUGCUCAAGAAGCUGCGAGUGGAUCCAGAAAAGAAGCACAAGACCUUCGGGGAUGUGAAGAAGCUGGUCAAGGAUGAGUUUGUCCGUCAGAAGUACUUGGAGUACAAUCGAGUCCCCCAUACCGAACCUCCGGAAUAUGAGUUCCUCUGGGGACCCAGAGCAGCCCAUGAGACGAGCAAGAUGCAAGUGCUUCGCUUCGUGGCAAAGAUUCAGAACCGGGAGCCUUCGAGCUGGGUGUCCCAGUACAACGAAGCCCUCCAGGAUGAAAUGGCAUCAGCUUCUGCUGCUGGUACUAGCAACUAACCCUCACCGUCACCCCCCAGGCCAGUCUCUGGUACCUUUUCCAGGCUGGCAUCAGGAAAAACAAAUUUCCCCAAGUUGUGAAAGCAUAUUUGCAUGUGAACCACAGGCUGAGACUCUUUCCUUCCCGAGGUCCAAUGUAAUUCAACAUUUUCUCUCUUCUCUCUACCAGAACCUAGCACUUUUUGGAACAAAAAUCUUUGAACCACUACUUCUUCUUCCCAGAUUGACUCAAGACUUUCUAACAAACUCAUUGCUUCAAGGACUAUCCUCUCUUAGGCCUGGGUGAGCUUUUCUAGCUUUGAACCCAUCCGUGGACAGGAUUAUUAAAUCAUCUCAGACACAUUUCAAGCCUGUGUUUCCUUUUCAGUUAAUAAAUUUUAUCAGCAUUCA